Molecule: messenger RNA, 2092 nt
Organism: Urocitellus parryii (Arctic ground squirrel)
Lineage: Eukaryota; Metazoa; Chordata; Mammalia; Rodentia; Sciuridae
Gene: Vrk3
Product: VRK serine/threonine kinase 3
Biological process (GO): protein phosphorylation
Molecular function (GO): ATP binding; protein kinase activity
Source: RefSeq, a predicted model, not a curated record
UGGACUAGGUGAAACCACGGUUUUGUAGACCCUGUUAAAGGAUCGACUUAACCUUCUUCUGCCUUUCCGGAAAUUUCUACUUAUAAAGGAAACAACCCGAGGUUGCCAUGGAAAGACGCAGAGGAAGCGGUUGGCGUUACUAAGAAGAGGCGCGGAGUUAAAGAGGCUACUAUCAAGAUGAAAUUUCCAAGCCAGUGAAUCCAGAGCCAGACUGCGACCCUAUAAAGCAUGAUCUCCUUCUGUCCACACUGUGGCAGAAAUAUUGAAGCAGCUUUCAAAUUCUGCCCCUACUGUGGAAAACCUUUGCCUACUGAGGAGCAUGCUGCAUCCCAGACCUCUGCCAAGCCACUUGAGUCGUCCUUCCGAGGCUCAAGGAGAGAACUGAGUUUCAGUUCUGAAGUUCCUCCCAAGAAAGUAAAGUGGUCAAGUACUGCCACCCCUCCCAAAUCAUCCCUCCUCGUGGAUGGUGACAAUACUGAGUCUGAAGAUACCUUGAAUUCCCCUGAGAGACUCAAAGGGGCCUGCAGAAGACCCCCGACCCCCAAAAGCAGCCCACAGUCUACCAGGCAAAGCCCUCAGACCCUGAGGCGAAGCCGGGUGACCACCUCACUUGAGGCUUUGCCCACGGGGACAGAGCUGACGGACAAGAAUGGGCAGCACUGGAAGCUGGGGACCCUCCAGACGAGGAAUGACCAGGGCAUUCUCUAUGAAGCUGAACCUACCUCUGCCCUUGCCUGUGGAUCAAAGCCCUGUAAAAACAGAUUCUCACUCAAACUGGAUGCCAAGGAUGGGCGCCUGUUCAACGAGCAGAACUUCUUCCAACGGGCCGCCAAGCCUCUGCAAGUGACCAAGUGGAAGAAGCUGCACUCAGCGCCCCUCCUGGCUAUCCCCACCUGUGUUGGUUUUGGCGUUCACCAGGACAAGUACAGGUUCUUGGUGUUCCCCAGACUGGGAAGGAGCCUUCAGUCAGUCCUGGAUGAGAACCCGAAGCAUGUGAUUUCAGAGAAGUGUGUGCUCCAGGUGGCCUGCCGGCUGCUGGAUGCACUGGAGUUUCUCCAUGAAAAUGAGUAUGUUCAUGGAAAUCUGACUGCCGAGAAUAUCUUUGUGAAUCCAGGAGAUCUAAGCCAGGUGACUCUGGUGGGCUACGGCUUUGCCUUCCGCUACUGCCCAAGUGGCAAACACGUGGCCUACUCAGAAGGCAGCAGGAGCCCACAUGAUGGGGACCUUGAGUUCAUCAGCAUGGACCUACAUAAGGGAUGCGGGCCCUCCCGCCGCAGUGACCUCCAGUCCCUGGGGUACUGUAUGCUGAAGUGGCUCUACGGACUCCUGCCAUGGACAAACUGCCUUCCCAACACCGAGGCUAUCAUGAAGCAGAAACAGAAGCACGCUGGGAACCUGAGCAGGUGGGCCCAGGCCCUGGCUCAGCAUCCAGCACCAGCCACCCAGGGUCCAUGCCACCAGCGUCAAUGCCUCCCUCUCCUCUGCUUACAAAACCUCAGGUCUUGCCAGUUGUACUUCAGACAUUCAGCACCAAGGACAGGAGAAAUGUUGGGCUUGGGAGAAGUGUUAUGUGCAGCGGGACCCAGGGGAAGAGCUGCCCUCCGGGGUACAGGGUCAGCACCAAGGGCAGCAGGAAGGUGGACUGGGAAGACUGCUGCAGUGUGUGGCUCAGUACCAAGGACGAUGGGGAGCUGGCUGCAGGGAAGCCCUGAGGUCCCAAGAUUGGAUUCAGGAUCUGGUGUAGACUGGGAGGGUGACCCUUGCCAAGGAGGCAUCCAACAGGCUGCCUGGGAGGCAGCUGCUGUGCCCGUCUGAAGUGCAGGAGGGAAGUCAAAGUGGAAAUACAGACCUGGGGCUCUUGGGAAAUGUCUGCCAGAGCCCCAGCAGAAGAUGAGGUUAUCUGGGAAAGCCCACUCGGCAGGAAGAGGACGAGCUGUCCAGUGAGCACAUGGUGGCAGUUUCUGGUUCUUACACACUGGGUCCCUGGUGUGUGUCAAGCCUUGCUCUCAUUUUACUUUACCCCUUUUACAUUUCCUGUCUCCUUACUGUGGGUAGCCAUUCGGACACACUUGAUGUAUGUUCUGUUGAUGUG